This is a messenger RNA of Agrilus planipennis (emerald ash borer), 950 nucleotides long. RefSeq names its product trypsin-1-like. NCBI's taxonomy places the organism in Eukaryota, Metazoa, Arthropoda, Insecta, Coleoptera, Buprestidae. Gene Ontology annotation, molecular function: serine-type endopeptidase activity. Bases 62 to 925 code for a protein of 287 amino acids. The transcript has 5 exons. Gene Ontology annotation, biological process: proteolysis. The record is from RefSeq and is a predicted model, not a curated record.
UUAGAUUUAAGAAUAAUAAUUAAUUUAAUUUAAGUAUUUAUAUUAUUUAUUUAUCAUAAAAAUGAAACACGUUUUUUUUGCUACAUUUGCUCUACUUUCAAUAAAAGGAAUGGAUUCAAUAAAUAACUUUGCUGAUGUACCUUGCGGUAAAGUUUUUGGGGGACGAGAUCCGAAGGUUGUGGGUGGAACGGACGCUGAAAAGGGAGAGUUUCCAUGGAUUGUUUCGAUCACUAAAAAAGGUGGACACUUUUGUGGAGGUUCAAUAAUAACACGAAAACAUAUUCUCACUGCGGCACAUUGUCUCUGCGGAGGAUUUGACUUCGUAAAACCACGCCAAAUAAAAGUUUCUCUCGGACAACACGACUUAAGGGAAUCUGACGUGUACAAAUACGAAUUACCAGUUAUUUCCUACACAAUCCAUCCAAAUUACACAUGUGAUAGACCAGCAAAUGAUAUUGCCGUAAUAGAAAUAGGCAAUAGCGUCCAAUGGUCACAAAGAGUAAGCCCUAUCUGUAUACCGAGUUCAGAAAACGAAGAAAAUUAUAAAACUUUUGCUGAUACAGUGGCAACAGUAGCUGGAUGGGGUUGGACAAAAGAAGAUAGUUCUAUAGGUUCUAGAGCAAAUGUACUACAAAAAGCUAAUGUAAACGUUAUAGAAACAGAAAAAUGCCAAUCGUGGUAUAAAUCACAAGGUAAAAAAAUUAAAAUAAGCAGUAAACAAAUGUGUGCAGGAUAUCAAAAUGGUGGGAUCGAUGCCUGUUGGGCUGACAGUGGUGGUCCUCUUAUGAUUAAUUUUAAAAAUACAAACCAAAUGGUCAUUGCUGGGGUAGUAUCUACAGGAAUAGGAUGCGCUAGACCAUAUUUACCUGGAUUAUAUACCAGAAUUUCUGAAUAUGUUCCUUGGCUACGAACCAUUUUGAAUUAAUUAAGAAAGAAACAUUAUCUAUAAU